AUGACGCAACAUCCGCAGCCUGUUCUCUGUGUGCUGCUCAGCUUGGCUUUGGGAGUUUGCUCGAAACUUUCUCCAUUUGCCGCGCAGCACCUGGAGUUGUCUCUGAACGGGAAAUGGCGGCUGUCGAGCUCCAACGGGUCUCUGUCGCUGCCGGCGCAGGUGCCUGGCUGCGUUCACUCGGCGCUGCUGCAGCAGCGGUACAUCCAGGACCCAUAUUUCAGGUUUAAUGAUUUAUCAUAUCGAUGGAUUGCACUUGACAAUUGGACGUACACAACUACAUUCACCGUUUCUUCCCAGAUCAGGGCCAAGCAGAAGGUGCUUCUUGUUUUUGACGGUGUGGACACCGUUUCCUCCAUCUCACUUAAUGGGAUUGUUGUCGGGAGGACGGAUAACAUGUUUCGUAGAUAUGACUUGUCAGUCAGGGACCUGCUGCAGGAUGGUGAUAAUCUUCUGCAGGUUCGUUUGCUCUCACCAGUCCUUUACGCCUUGGAGCGGAGGAACGCUCACUCGUCCUACAGAGUGCCCCCCGAGUGUCCCCCGGAUGUCCAGAAGGGGGAAUGCCACGUCAAUUUCAUUCGAAAAGAGCAGAGCUCGUUCAGUUGGGACUGGGGACCCUCGUUUCCCACAGUGGGUUUGUGGAAAGACGUUCGACUGGAGGUGUUUGAUGUCUUGCAACUCAUCCAGCUUUCUUCUCUUCCCUUGUACAACCACAGUUCCUCACAGUGGAGGCUGCAGGUUGAGCUCCUGGUUGAUGCCGUGCCGAGCACCAGUAGCCAAGUGGAGCUCUCGUUAUCAGAGCUGGACUCAGAGCGAACCGUCCACACACAGUUUCUGCAGGGACGGCUAAAGUACAGCUUCACCGUACACAUCAACCAGAGCAGCAAGGUGGAUCUUUGGUGGCCCAGUGGACACGGCAGUCAGCCUUUUUACCAUCUCACUGCCAGAGUAUUUCAGGAUAAAGAUUUAAUCCUGAGCUCAAAGUCGAAGGUGUAUUUUCGCACAGUGGAUCUGAUCCAGGAACCAAUUGUUGGAUCUCCAGGGUUGAGCUUUUAUUUUUGCAUAAAUGGGAAACUGAUUUUCCUCAAAGGCUCCAACUGGAUCCCAGCUGACUCCUUCCAGGACCGAGUCAGUCCUGCUGUUUUAAGGAACUUGCUUCAGUCAUCAGUGGAUGCUAACAUGAACGCCCUCAGAGUCUGGGGAGGUGGAGUAUACGAACAGGAUCUGUUCUACAGCAUCUGUGAUGAGCUGGGGAUCAUGGUUUGGCAGGAUUUCAUGUUUGCCUGUGCCAUGUAUCCCACUGAGGACGACUUUAUUCAGACAGUGAGGGAAGAGGUCAUCCAACAGGUCCGGCGCCUGAAGUCUCAUCCCUCCAUCAUAAUUUGGAGCGGGAACAAUGAAAAUGAAGCUGCAUUGGCAACCAACUGGUUCAACAUCCCAGCUUCCCAGACGCCAACAUACAUCAAAGACUACGUGAAGCUUUAUGUGGACAACAUUAGAACAAUUGUACAAGAGGAGGACCAGAGUCGUCCGUUUCUUGUAUCCAGUCCAACUAACGGGGCAGAAUCUGAGCAGGAGGGAUGGGUGGCAGCAGACCCCUAUGAUCCUCACUUUGGAGACGUUCAUUUCUACAGCUACAGCCUUGAUUGCUGGGACUGGAGAACAUUUCCUCGGACCCGCUUUGCCUCUGAAUAUGGCUUCCAGUCCUGGCCUUCUUUCUCCACUCUGCAGCCGAUUUCUAUACCAGAAGACUGGAGCUUCGACAGUAACUUCACCUCCCAUCGUCAGCAUCACAACAGUGGAAACCAGCAGAUGUUGCAGCAGGCUGCUCUCCACUUCAACUUACCAAACUCUACUGAUCCUCUAAAAAGAUUUAAAGAUUCUAUCUACAUCACUCAGGUCAUGCAGGCGCAGUGUGUGAAGACUCAAACAGAGUUUUAUCGCCGGAGUCGAAGUGAAAUCAUUGAGGGCAAAGGUCACACACUGGGGGCUCUUUACUGGCAGCUCAAUGAUGUCUGGCAGGCUCCCUCCUGGUCAUCAAUCGAGUUUGGUGGGAAAUGGAAAAUGUUGCAUUAUUUUGCUCAGGACUUCUUUGCUCCAGUCGUUUCUGUUGGUUUUGAAGAUGAUGACACGCUGUUUAUCUACGCCGUCUCUGAUCUGAGUCGUGACCUGAAGCUUAGAGCUGUGGUGAACGUGUACUCCUGGUCUGACCUGGACUCAGUUUGUACCUUGACAUCGGAUCAGCUGCUGGUGUCAGGGGGCAGUGCAGCAGUCAUUUUUAAAAAGCCACUUGCUUCCCUGCUGUCAAGAUGUGGCCGCUGCACCCGCCUUACCUGCCUGCUCAGCUUCCACCUGGAGGAUGAUCGCAGCUUCCAGCAGGGCCCCACCAACCACCAUUUUCUCUGCUCACCCAAAGAUGCUCAGGGCCUCCAGAGACCCAAUAUUACAGCAAAGGUUCAAGAGGAUAAGUCGGGCUUCAUGGUCAUCCUCCACUCUGACUCUGUGGCUCCUUUUGUCUGGCUCGAUGUUGAAUAUGUUCCAGGGCGUUUCAGCUCUAAUGGUUUCCUGAUGCUUUCAAGAAACAAAACCAUCCGUUUUGAUGCGUGGCAGCCCACCAGCAUCGCAGAGCUGUCCCGAUCCCUCUCAAUCACAACUCUAAUAGACGUAUAUUGAACGGAUCAAUAAUCCUGGUUUCUUAAUGGCUGCUAUAUGUUUACCCCAAAGUGUCUCCGUUUUGACAUCUGCAGGAUUUUUGAACGCCUGUGGGAUCUUUCCAUACAACCAUUUUGAGUAUACAGUAGUCCCUCGCUACUUCACGGUUCGUUUAUCGCAGACUCGCUCUAUCGCGUUUUUUCA
Molecule: messenger RNA, 2853 nt
Organism: Nematolebias whitei (Rio pearlfish)
Lineage: Eukaryota; Metazoa; Chordata; Actinopteri; Cyprinodontiformes; Rivulidae
Gene: manba
Product: mannosidase, beta A, lysosomal
Exons: 17
Coding region: 1-2670 (889 amino acids)
Biological process (GO): glycoprotein catabolic process; carbohydrate metabolic process
Molecular function (GO): beta-mannosidase activity
Source: RefSeq, a predicted model, not a curated record